ACCACAAUUGUGCUGUCUAUCAUUAGGUAUACUGACUGUUUGUUCCCUCUGCCUAUAAGAUUCAGUUAGAGAUAUGGCAGAGAAGCAUCACCAGCAAAGCAUGGGAGAAAAGGGAGACUUCAAUUCAGAGAACACCUGGGCACAGCUACUAGGCUCAAAAGUUAAAAUAGAGCAUUCCCAACCUGCUGUAGCUGAGGGAGAAAACCAUGCCAGCGAUCUCAAGAGAGUGCAGAUUCAAGUUCUGCAAGAGGAAGGCGUUUGGCAAACAAGAAAUUAUAUUCUUAAGGAAGAGUUGUCAGGAGAGAGAGGUGAAGGUAUCAGACGUUUAAGAAUGUACGAUACUGAAUCAAAGAUAUACAAAGAUGUAUUACCAAAAAUGGAAAGACUAAUGACGAAAAUGGGUAUACAAGAAGAAUCUCUGUGGGCUCAUUGUAUUGGGCAAUUUAACAACACUUUAGUUCUAGAAGAUUUGAAGGUAAGCGGUUAUCAAACAGUGGACCGAACCCGGGGGUUCGACUACCCGCAUGCUGCUUUGGUCAUCCGUGGGCUGGCUCAGUUCCAUGCUCUGUCUGUAGUCUUACAAGACAUAGGUGAACUGGAAUCUUCUGAUUUCAGAAACUUUGUCUUUGAUGGGAGAUACGAACACCUCCAUGACUUUAUCACUUCCAGCUUUCAGUAUCUUCACAGAGUUGCUUCUCAAGAAUGGUCUCCUGAAUGGAAAGACAUCAUUGAAAAUGUAAGACACAUACCAGAAAUAGCAGUAGCGAAGUUGCAAGAGAUCACAAAACUUCAAGAAGGUGCUUUCCAUGUCCUAAAUCAUGGUGAUUCUUGGGUAAACAACGUUAUGUUCAAACAUAAUGAAGGAACUCCUGAAACAAUAAAACUAGUGGACUUCCAGCUUUCUCAUUUCAACUCAUACGCAUUCGAUCUUCAUUACGUGGUAAAUACCUCGGUUUCCAGUGAGGUUUUGCAUCAUGUAGAUCGACUGUAUGAAGAAUACCAUUAUCACUUGACUUCAGAACUGGCGAAACUAGGCCGAACAAAUGGUCCUUCACUCUCAGAAGUCUUUUCUGAAUUACAGCGGACUGAAUUCUUUGGACUUUUUGCUGCAGUCGCAGUAUCACCCGUCAUAUUGGCUAGACAAGAGUUAGCACCUCCUAAAGAUAAAUCAGCAUAUACUCUUGCAGAACUCGAACAAAGAAAAGAAGAUCGUUACAGAACUGAAGAAUAUACCAGAAGAAUUCAGGUUAUUCUUAGAUGUGCUCAGCAUGGAGGAUUAUUUGAAAGAUUGCACAUGUAGAUAUUUUCCCAUAUCGUUAUACAACAUUAAGUACAAAUCAUCCUUUGUAUAUUUACCGUUAUAUAUUAA
Molecule: messenger RNA, 1369 nt
Organism: Nezara viridula (southern green stink bug)
Lineage: Eukaryota; Metazoa; Arthropoda; Insecta; Hemiptera; Pentatomidae
Source: the annotation of a GenBank genome assembly